Castor canadensis (American beaver) is the source of this 850-nucleotide messenger RNA. Its product is annotated as histone H4. Gene Ontology annotation, molecular function: protein heterodimerization activity; structural constituent of chromatin; DNA binding. Gene Ontology annotation, cellular component: nucleosome. Lineage: Eukaryota; Metazoa; Chordata; Mammalia; Rodentia; Castoridae. The record is from RefSeq and is a predicted model, not a curated record.
AGGAGAGUUUUUAGCAUGUCUGGACGUGGCAAGGGAGGGAAAGGCCUUGGCAAGGGGGGCGCCAAACGCCACCGCAAAGUUCUGCGCGACAAUAUCCAGGGCAUCACCAAGCCUGCCAUUCGGCGCUUGGCCCGUCGCGGCGGAGUUAAGCGCAUCUCCGGCCUCAUUUAUGAGGAGACCCGCGGGGUGCUCAAGGUUUUCUUGGAGAACGUGAUCCGGGACGCCGUCACCUACACGGAGCACGCCAAGCGCAAGACUGUGACCGCCAUGGAUGUGGUCUACGCGCUCAAGCGCCAGGGCCGCACCCUCUACGGCUUCGGCGGCUAAAAUCGCUCACUUAACACCAACAUCUCAACCAAAGGCCCUUUUCAGGGCCGCCCACAUUUUCUGUGAAAGAGCUAACCUGUUUUUUCUUUGUUCGCGUUCAUCUGUUAACCUGAGUAACGUGGUAGUUGCGUUUUGUGCCGAGUGCAGAGAUAAGAUGUUUCUAAAUUGUUGAGUUGAAUUUAGUUUCUAUUAGAUAAUCGGCACGGUUAGUGACGACUGGAGGGUGGUUGGGUGAACGUUGUACUUGGGCGCUGUAAACUUUCAGUGUUUAUGUGGAGGUGGGACUGUUCUGUAAUAAGGCAAUGCUAGCGAAUCCUUUUUCGCCUGUGUUCCAGCUCAAGAUGGCGGGGAGCGAGAGGAAUAAGGAGCGCCCGCGCGUUGUUGGGGGAACAAAGCGGAGCCGAGCUGCUCGGCGCGCUGGCAGCUGCGUGGGUCGCAGGCCAGGCAAGGCUGCGCGCUGCUGUGCUGCCGAAUGCACCUGGCGUGUAAAGAGUGCUCGCCGAGGGAAGAAUAAAGGCACAGG